Punctularia strigosozonata HHB-11173 SS5 is the source of this 1564-nucleotide messenger RNA. RefSeq lists its product as uncharacterized. Gene Ontology annotation, cellular component: fungal-type vacuole membrane. NCBI's taxonomy places the organism in Eukaryota, Fungi, Basidiomycota, Agaricomycetes, Corticiales, Punctulariaceae. The transcript is spliced from 8 exons. Bases 73 to 1485 code for a protein of 470 amino acids. The record is from RefSeq and is a predicted model, not a curated record. Gene Ontology annotation, molecular function: phospholipid binding. Gene Ontology annotation, biological process: vacuole fusion, non-autophagic; plasma membrane organization.
AUCAUCACCUCCUGACUGGACCCUGCCGCGGUGCACAGGCGUUCACCAGUUCGCGCUGUACAUAUCGUCGCCAUGCCCAAGACCCGCUCAUUACGCUCACUCGUUAUUGGCAACACCGGCCGCAGCGUCGACCCUGGUCCGCCCUCCCCAACGUUGUCCGAGGCAACCAAUGUUUCGGCCCUCAACUUCGGUUCUGACGGCCCCUCGAAGAUUAUCACCAGGAACAACCUCAAAGCGAGCUUGCAGGCGUACGAGAACCUUAUCAACACAUGCGCGAAUUACCGCGCGGUGUUAAUGACGCUUUCGAAGGCUACGGCCGCCUUCGCGGACGCGAUGCAAACUUGCUCUACGCUCAAAGGGCCAUCUUAUGAGGCCGGCACCAGGCUGCAAGCUGCGUCAGGGUUGCAUCACCUGAUGGGGAAUCAUUGGCAUGUGUUGGCCGAGACGUUAGACAAGAGCUUCGAGAAGCCGUUACGAACACAUCUCACUGAAUACCGCACGGCAGUGACGGAACGUUCCACGUCGUAUGAGAGGGCACUGCGCGAAAAGAGCAGGAUCAUCCGUGAAACGGAGAUGAGUCAGAUGAAGAAGAAGGGUCGCAAUCUACAGAGUUUCAGAGAGGCUCUAGCAGUCCUUCAGCGUCAGGUUGAUGAUCUGGACGAGUUGAAGGUCAACCACUAUCAAGAAAUUGUUGAACACGAGGAAGAGGUAUGGGACUUUGUCCAGGGAAAGGUAACGCAUGCUGUCAGGACGACGAUGGAUGUGUUCGACCGUUUCACGGCAAAGUCCUCUGAUCCCGUCAUCGAACACAUGCUGCAAGCCGUUCCUGACCCAUUUGAUUCUUACGGCCCACCUCCCGGAGAAGACCAGAUAUUCAGCAUCCUCCCGCCGCUUUCCAUCAUUGGCAAUCCUACUCCGACUCCCUCCGCCUCUGUCUCACAACUCACCACGCCCGUGAUGGAGCACGCCACGCCAUUGACGACUCCAGGUUGGGCGACCGUCGAGCCGUGGGCGGACGUGCGUUCGAACUCACCAUCAUCACCGCCGUCUACUUCCAAUCCUGUGUCGCCGCAAUCGGCGUCUCCUAGGUCAAUCUCCCCACGCCCCAGGUCUCCGCCAGCUGGUGUGCCCCGGCGCAACCCUGGCCACCAACAACGCAAGUCGGGAGACACGAAAAUGCGCAACGUACUGUCCGUCAUCGACGAGAGUUCUGGUUCGAGGGCACGCGAGGAUCGUGCAUCGGAUACAGGAAGCGACAUCACCGUCAAUGGCGAUUCACAGAGAUCUACUUGGACGCCGUUUGGGCUCGGCUUGGAGACUGCGGCGGGAUCAGAAGGAGACCCCGACCAAGCGCCGCACAGCUCCAUGUUUCCGUCCCUCGUGAACACGGCGAGCCCAUACCUGCCAUCACCGAAUGGGGACGGCGCUCAGGAACAGAACACCGGCCACGAACGGGAGCGCAGCGUGACCCCCGUUUCCUCGUAACAGUCCAUAUUUAACUGACCUGUCUUACAUGUACCGCCUUGAUCUUCCGCUUCGAUUUCCAUGUACAUACCGAUUUCAC